Pelobates fuscus (common spadefoot toad) is the source of this 1401-nucleotide messenger RNA. It is a transcript of the gene ACTC1, whose product is annotated as actin alpha cardiac muscle 1. NCBI's taxonomy places the organism in Eukaryota, Metazoa, Chordata, Amphibia, Anura, Pelobatidae. The record is from RefSeq and is a predicted model, not a curated record. Gene Ontology annotation, molecular function: myosin binding. Gene Ontology annotation, cellular component: sarcomere; actin filament. The transcript is spliced from 7 exons. Gene Ontology annotation, biological process: actin-myosin filament sliding; actin filament organization; heart contraction. Bases 126 to 1259 code for a protein of 377 amino acids.
GCUCCCUACUGACUCCUCAUCACCAGGCAGGGUAUAAAUUGACAGCUCAGUCCCAAAGCAAGCACCCAGCCAAAUUAUUCACAUCAAGCAGCUCUCCAGUGCUGACCAGAACCUAGCCUGCCAUCAUGUGUGACGAUGAGGAGACUACCGCCCUUGUGUGCGACAACGGAUCAGGGUUGGUAAAGGCUGGGUUCGCUGGGGAUGACGCCCCACGUGCUGUGUUCCCCUCCAUCGUUGGUCGCCCUCGUCACCAGGGUGUCAUGGUGGGUAUGGGUCAGAAAGACUCCUACGUAGGUGAUGAAGCUCAAAGCAAGAGAGGUAUCUUGACCCUUAAGUACCCAAUUGAACACGGUAUCAUCACCAACUGGGAUGACAUGGAGAAGAUCUGGCACCACACCUUCUACAAUGAGUUGCGUGUGGCCCCUGAAGAGCACCCCACCCUGCUCACUGAGGCCCCACUGAACCCCAAAGCCAACCGUGAAAAGAUGACCCAGAUCAUGUUUGAGACCUUCAACGUCCCAGCCAUGUAUGUCGCCAUUCAGGCUGUGCUGUCCCUGUACGCUUCUGGUCGUACCACAGGUAUUGUUCUGGACUCUGGUGAUGGUGUCACACACAAUGUCCCCAUCUAUGAAGGGUACGCCCUUCCUCAUGCCAUCAUGCGUCUGGAUUUGGCCGGUAGAGAUCUCACAGAUUACCUCAUGAAGAUCCUGACUGAGCGUGGCUACUCCUUCGUGACCACAGCUGAGCGUGAAAUUGUCCGUGACAUCAAGGAGAAGCUGUGCUAUGUAGCUCUGGACUUUGAGAAUGAAAUGGCAACCGCUGCUUCCUCUUCUUCCCUGGAGAAGAGCUAUGAGCUUCCCGACGGUCAGGUCAUCACCAUUGGAAAUGAAAGGUUCCGUUGCCCAGAGACUCUCUUCCAGCCUUCAUUCAUUGGUAUGGAAUCUGCCGGUAUCCAUGAAACCACCUACAACAGCAUCAUGAAAUGCGACAUUGACAUCCGUAAGGACCUGUACGCCAACAACGUCCUCUCCGGUGGUACCACCAUGUACCCUGGUAUAGCUGACAGAAUGCAGAAAGAAAUCACAGCACUGGCUCCCAGCACCAUGAAAAUCAAGAUCAUUGCCCCACCUGAGCGUAAAUACUCCGUAUGGAUUGGAGGCUCCAUCCUGGCCUCUCUGUCCACCUUCCAGCAGAUGUGGAUCAGCAAACAAGAGUACGAUGAGGCAGGUCCCUCCAUUGUGCACAGGAAGUGCUUCUAAAAAAAAUCAGCCCAACACUCCAUCCAAAAUGUACAGAGAAUCGACAGUUCGAACCAGCAAAAUAUGGGCAGCCACUGUACAGUUUGUUUACACUACAUCAUAUUUAUUACUUUAUAAAUAAAACACAUGAGGUUAUUAAGUC